Molecule: messenger RNA, 1463 nt
Organism: Oryza sativa Japonica Group (Japanese rice)
Lineage: Eukaryota; Viridiplantae; Streptophyta; Magnoliopsida; Poales; Poaceae
Product: protein PYRICULARIA ORYZAE RESISTANCE 21
Biological process (GO): regulation of defense response to fungus
Molecular function (GO): metal ion binding
Source: RefSeq, a predicted model, not a curated record
CUGCGUGCGCGUCAGUGAGGGCCGAGAUCAGGCUUAAAGCCACGCACCCACCACCAACCCAGUACGAACAUACACCAUCCUUCUCCCCUCUUCUCUUCUCUUCACGCCUCCCUCCUCUCCUCUUCCCUCUCCGGCGACCUCCUCCUCCGGCGUCCAGCUCGGCCGCAGCGGCGGCGGCGACGACGAAGCCGGCCACACCGCCGCCAUUCUCAUGGCAGACAAGAUCUCCACGGUUGUGCUCAACGUUGACCUCGAAUGCGAUCGAUGCUACAAGAAGAUCAGAAGAGUCCUUUGCAGGAUCCAAGAUAAGGCGAACAUCAAGACGAUCUCGUACGACGAGAAGAACAAUGCGGUGAUGGUGUCGGGGCCGUUCGACGCCGACAAGGUGUGCAAGAAGCUGUGCUGCAAGGCCGGCAGGAUCAUCAAGGACAUGCAGGUCAAGGGCAAGGAGAACAAGGGCGGCAAGGACGCCGCCGGCGACAAGGCGAAGCCGGCGGAGAAGGACGGCGGCGGCGGGAAGGCGGAGAAGAAGGACGCCGCCGGCGGUGACAAGGCGGAGAAGAAGGACGGUGGUGGCAAGCCGGAGAAGGAGGCGGCGAAGGCGGACAAGGCCGCCGCCGCUGCCGCGAAGCCGGAGAAGAAGGUCAAGUUCGACGUCGACGACGCGCCGCCGCCGGCCGCGGCGACGGCGAAGCCCGGCAAGGUGCAGCCCUUCCCGGCCGGCAUGACACAGGCCGACCUCGCCCCGCUCCUCGAGAAGCUCAAGAUCGCCAAGCAGCAGCAGCAGCAGCAGCAGCAGGCCGGCCCCGAACCCCCGCGCGGCGAGCCGAUCGCGCCGCCGAUGAUGAUGCCGGCGGCGCAGGGCGUCGCCGUGCCGUCCAUCUGGCCGGCGCCCGCCGGCUCCCUCUCGUGCUACAGCUACAACCCAGCAGCCUACGACCAGUCGUCAUAUUACGGCGGCGGCGGCUACGGCUACGGCGGCGGCGCGUUCCAGGCGCCCGCCGGGUACUACGGCGUGGCACCGCCGCCGGCGGCGCCCUACGACCACCAGGGAUGGUACUACGGCAACCGGCAGCCGUACUACCACCAGCAGCAAUGCUACGAGGACCCCAACGCCGGCGGGUGCAGCGUCAUGUGAUGGCCAUCUCGCCAUCGCCAUCGCCAUGGACGACGGGAGCAAUCAGUGCGUGUGAUCACUCUCGCUCACACUCACUCAUCACUAGCUCAUGGCCAGUGGUAAAAAAAAAGAAGAAGAAAAUAUUUCUUUUUUUUUUGGGUGUCGCCUUCUUCUUGUUUAUUAUGCCUGUGCCUUUUUUUGUUUAUUUAGGGUGUUGAGUUGUGCAUGUGAACAGUUGAGUUGUGAUGUUCUUGGUGUCUAGUUGGAUCUUCUUCCCUUUAUGACUAUCUGAUAAAUGACAAUGAGAACCAUAAUAUACUAGUAGUAAGCAGUACAUUCAGUUGGA